This is a messenger RNA of Elephantulus edwardii (Cape elephant shrew), 426 nucleotides long. RefSeq names its product cyclin-dependent kinase inhibitor 1C (p57, Kip2) (gene CDKN1C). The coding region runs from base 1 to 426 and encodes 141 amino acids. Gene Ontology annotation, biological process: regulation of cell cycle. Gene Ontology annotation, molecular function: cyclin-dependent protein serine/threonine kinase inhibitor activity. The transcript has 2 exons. The record is from RefSeq and is a predicted model, not a curated record. Gene Ontology annotation, cellular component: nucleus. Lineage: Eukaryota; Metazoa; Chordata; Mammalia; Macroscelidea; Macroscelididae.
AUGGAGCGCCUGGCGGAGAGGCAGCCCUUCCCGCUGUUCGUGCGCACCAACGCCUGCCGCAGCCUCUUCGGGCCCGUGGACCACGAGGCGAUGCGCGCCGAGCUGCAGGCCCGCCUGGAGGAGAUGCUGGCCGAGGAGAAGCGCCGCUGGGACUACGACUUCCAGCUGGACAUGCCGCUGCGCGGGCCCGGGCGCCUGCAGUGGGUCGAGGUCGACAGCGAGACGGUGCCCGCCUUCUACCGCGAGACGGUGCAGGUGGGGCGCUGCCGCCUGCAGAGGAAGCCCCAGGACGAGGACGACUUCUUCGCCAAGCGCAAGAGACCCGAGAGCAAGUCGCCCGCGGAGGUGCCCGGCGGGUGCGCGGCGCAGGGCGCGCCUGCGGCUGUGGGUGCGACGGAGCAGGCUCAGCGCAAGCGCGUGCGGUAA